Venturia canescens is the source of this 2542-nucleotide messenger RNA. RefSeq lists its product as uncharacterized. NCBI's taxonomy places the organism in Eukaryota, Metazoa, Arthropoda, Insecta, Hymenoptera, Ichneumonidae. The transcript is spliced from 6 exons. Gene Ontology annotation, biological process: G protein-coupled receptor signaling pathway. Gene Ontology annotation, cellular component: plasma membrane. The record is from RefSeq and is a predicted model, not a curated record. The coding region runs from base 733 to 2319 and encodes 528 amino acids. Gene Ontology annotation, molecular function: adenylate cyclase inhibiting G protein-coupled glutamate receptor activity.
AGGAGCGAGCUCAGAGAUAUACAUCCUCGAGGUCUCCCUCUUUCUUUCACUUCCAAUGUCCACAGACUUUCUCUCUUUUUCUUUCCCUCCGGUUUCCUCCCCCUUCGCGCACAUAUACCGAACCUCACGGCGGGAAUCUCCUCCUCAGCUUCUCCUUGGCGCGUAACGGAUAGAAUUCGUUCCUCAGCUUGGUUUCAUGACUUUAGUUUGGUCGGUGAGCUCUCGCCGACUCUCUCGGUCGUAUGCGAUCGGGAUCGCGAGUCACGAAAGAGUUUUCAGUCUGCUCGCGACCCUCCGAACCAGAGGGUCUCGUCGCUUCUUGUUUCUCUGAGCCAGUCUUUGUUUACGCCUGAUAUUGCGUGUGCAAGGUGUAACAAAAAAAAGCACGAAAAAAACACUGUACCGCCCAAAAAACUUAGGUUCCUUAAAUUCAGAUAUUUCGCGUGUAAAACAGGCGAUUUGAAUAGCGCCGAAAAAACACUGAACCGACAUAACCUUGCAAAGCUACGGAAAUCGAAUUAACCUCGAAAAUAUAUCGAAAAUCCGGAAGAUCCGCGGAAGAUCCCGGACACGAUAAAAGAAAAAAGCGGAAAAUAAUCGGACAGAAAAUGGGAUUAAUAAAACGAACAGAGUUCAUCGGCGCCGCUGUUUGCCGGUGAUAUCGAAGUGCGUGUGUGUGCCUGUGAGUGUGUGUAUUUGUGUUGGUGUAUAUAAAAAUAUAAAUAAAUAUAAAUGAAGUGUAAAAUGAGACUCAGUCCGAUAGUUCUGUCAGCAGCAACCGCGUGGUUAAACGCGAGUCCCAGCUGGUGCACGAACGUCCUCUCGUCCCCAAACGUUCCGUACAAUCACAACAAUCAUUCGGAUCGUCAGAUGCGCGAAAAUGUCGUUGACAGCGUGUCGAUCGCGGCUUACAGAAACGACGAUAACCCGAGCGCCGAAUUGUCCACCGAGUUUUUCUUGUUGCCGAAUAUCGGCGAUAAAAAUGACGACAUGGCAAGCGUUGCCAGUGUCAUAAGCGUACCGACCGCGAAUCGUACCAUCACAAUAUUUCGCGGCAAUGGCGGUAACAACCGCGUCGUACACGGAGACGGUAUUAGAACGAGAAAUUCGGGGUUUCCCCUCGACGAAGGCGCACGAAAUUCUAUCGGCACUGGCGCCCCCGGUACAGUUUUCCUAAAUAAUCAAUCUUUGCUUAGGCAACGGUCCUGGGCCCUGCCACUCGCCGCACUCAGCGCAGCCGCCAUGCUUCUUAUGGCCGGCUUCGAGAUCUUCGUUCUUCUCAAGGCAAGGGCAGCAGCUCCGAGCAGACGCCACUUGUUUCUUGGGCAAGCUCUUCUCUUGGGACUUUUUCUACUCGCUGGUCUUUCGGCCGCGGCUUCGCUCACCCCGAAUCCGCUAACUUGCGCCGCCUUUCGUCUCGUUGGCCUGCCAGCUGCGCUCGUUUUCGCCGCCCUCCUCGUCAAGUGCGUUUUUCUUCUGUCCCUCAACAGUGGCGUUUAUCUUCCCGCACCUUACCAGGCUCUCGUUCUCGUCUUCGCCGUACUCGUUCAAGUUGCGAUUGUCGGCCAAUGGUUUUACGGCGAAUUUCCAUCGGUUGUACAGCCUCGAAACAACGACAAAAAUUCAUCGAACUCGUUCUGCUGCAAAACUCCUCUCAGCCAGACCGUUGCUUCUCUCGGAUAUCCGGGAUUACUACUGAUCGGUGUGGCCUGUUUGGCGGUGCGUGCACGCGGAGUCCGGGACAAUUACAGAGAAGCGGCGUUUAUUGGUUUGGCGGUCGGCCUGACACUGCCAAUUUGGAUAACGAGCGCGAUCGGCUCGCUCGCCUCGGCGGAGAGCGAUCGCGAGGCAUGGCUCGCAUACGGUCUUCUCACCACCGCGCUCCUCGUAUUUUUGAGUAUGUUUUUGCCGAAGGGUCGUCAACUGGCUGCUUUGGGACGCGACGGCCAAGUCGCCGCAGCUUGCACCGCAGUAAUUCGCGAACGCGACGACCGACUCAGCUCCUUACCCGCGAGCGGAUAUUCCCCCUCUUUUUUCCACUUCAAACCUGGCGAAGGAUCGCUCAAAAGAAAAAUGCACUAUCAGAGCGCUGAUCGAGUCGCUCUCGUAUCAUCUGGAAUUCCAGGAUGCAACGCUUGCAGACACGGAGGCAGUCCAGUUUACUCCGAAGCAGAGGUUCACACGCCGAUCGAAACGUUCGUCUUACCACCGGGAAUGUACCUGCAAAGGCCCGAGCUCGAAGCAGCGAAUCUCUACACGACAAUAUCAGCGAAUCCGAAUGUUUUCUUCCAGAGAGCUCAUCCAGGAAUGAUGUACUGAUUUAAAGGGGUAUCGAUGAUGGAAUUUGAGGGCAGAGGAAGAUAGAAAGGAACUCGAAGAUCUCAACAUUUCGUCGUUAAGUCAUUUUUUACAUGUUCAUAAACUCCAUUGUGUAAAUAACAGUGUACUCAUUACUCUUAAAAAAUGUCAAGUUUUUUCAUUUUGUUAUGUAGAACCAUGAACUGGCCCACAAUCUCGUGAAAUACAUGUCUUAUUAAUAAAA